Chara braunii is the source of this 3312-nucleotide messenger RNA. NCBI's taxonomy places the organism in Eukaryota, Viridiplantae, Streptophyta, Charophyceae, Charales, Characeae. The record is from the annotation of a GenBank genome assembly.
CUACGACGCUUUGUAUCAUGGUGGUCACUGAUUGGUGGCGUCAGAUUAAACUUAGUCUAAACCUGCGAAAGGAGUCGUGGUUGUGUCCGGUUUAGCAAUGGGGGGACAAGGCAAAGGAGGCCUGGAGAAGUUUAGUUGUGGAGUUUUAGUAUUGCCUUUCUUUUUCGCCCUGUAGUCGUUGUUUUGCUGGAGCUGGUGUAGGUCCGAAGGCCGGCUGGCGUUUGUUUUGUUUUGUUCCUUGUGGAGAAAACAAAAGGUGACCAAGUGACUUAUUAAGAUUUAGAGUCUUCGUUCUUGUUGAUUACGGGGGACUGUGCAGAUUCAUCAUUAAAUUUAUUGUUUAGUCUGGACUGGCUUGGACUGGGCUUACCAAGGGAAGUCCUGUUUUGCGUCGAAUAAAGUUAAACGAGGGAUUAAAAAGUGAUGAAUGUAGCAGCACACUCAAAGUGAGGGAAAGAGUUUGGGCAAGAAUCUUCUUGCACUGCUAUUGCAGUCCCGUUUGAGAGUUGUGAUAUCUGAAUGUAUUUUCCUCUCUCUCUCUCUCUCUCUCUCUCUCUCUCUCUCUCUCUCUCUCUCUCUCUCUCUCACACACACACACACACACACACACACACACACACACCCUUGUUUUUUUUCGGUUUUUGGUCGAUGUGAUUCGUUGGCAAGGAAGCCCUUCUUUAAUUGUUCAGUUUCUAUUGUCUUACUACUUUUUAGUUCUCAGAGAGGAAGAGCGCUUCAAGUCCUUUGAGAGACCUAGAGAGGGUUCCAUGGGUAUCAUUUUUUUUUUGUCCCUUUUCCCGGAAGGCAUUAUGUGUUGGUGGUCCCUUUCUAUAGCAAAUUUGCUUCAUUAUUCCGAAGCUCUGCUGCGGGGCAGAUUUUAGUUUCUCUCUGCCACAGGUUUUUCCCGGAGAUCGCUGCAGAAACAUUGUGUGAAGACUGUCAAGUUGUGUAGUUUUGUGCAUCCUCCCACCGGAACCCUCUUUUCGUUAUUCAGAGGUCACAUGGAGUUGCUAAUAUAUGUGGAGGCUUUCGAAAGCAUCAUUGGCAUAGCAACAAAAGAGUGACUGUCUAGACUGCCUUCUUCAGGCUCGGCCAAACGCAUCAGCAGCUGCUUCACAGUAAAAUAAUUGUACAAAAGACGUGCAUGAGAAGGGUAGCACACCCUUGCAUAUGUGCAUUGCGUGAUUGCACAUGUGAAGAACGGCGUUGGUGAAAGGCUCAGUCGGAGUUGUUGGGUUCCUUUUAUUUUCCCCCAUUUUGGUUGUUCUUGAGCCAGGUUUUUUGUUUGUAAAGGAUAUGUACGGUGGUAUCUGUAACUGCAGAGCAAACUUCAAUAAAGAGCCUCCCUCCACUACUAGACAUUUGAAAGGUUUGUAGAGCAUGGUGUUGUUUCCAGCCGGAGGCAUGCAAUGUUCGCAAUUGUGGUUGUGCUGCACCAGGACAGAGUGAAAUGUGAAUGCUUCGGUCCGGCAGACUUGUCGUCUCUCUGGUUCAAGAGCUGCUGAUGGAUGGGGACUUCUUUUUCGUCCAUGAAAAGGUUGCACUCUGCCCAAGACGGAUGGUCCGCAAUGGAUGAAUAUGGUUGUAUGAUUAAGGGAGAUGGAUGAUCUGCAACAAAUGAAUGCGGCUGUAUGCCAUACAACAUUUGUGAUUGUGGUUGUGCCCCACCCGGACAGUGGGAAGUGUGAGUGCUGCAGUCUGGUCGAGUUGUCCUCUUUUUGAUGUUAGAGCUGCCAAUGGACAGAGUUGUUUUUCAUCCAUGAAGAGGUUGCGCUCCUCUCCAGACGGGUGGUCUGCAACAGAUGAAUACGGCUGUGCAAUUGAGGAGACGGGUGGUCUGCAAUGGGUGAAUCUGGUUGUACAAUUGAGGAGACCGAUGGUCUGCAACGGUACGAGUGAGGGAGACCGAUGGUCUGCAACAGGUGAAUGUGGUUGUAUGUUUGGAUUCUACGAUGCGGCUAGGGAUUUAGUUAAGAGAUGCUGUGUGUCUGCUGGCCGUAGAGCAGGCAGGUGUUGUGUCUUCAAAUGUCUUGGGCUCUGUGGUGUUGUGAGAUAUGGCAAAUGGUGGAAUGCCUGGUUGAGGAGGAGGAACAUGGAUGUGCAGGGAGAUGGCUAAGGGAAGAAUGUGGACGCAACAUCUGUUAUGUGCUGCAGGGGAGGCAGGGCGUUGUGUUGUUUGCUGGGCUAGGCUAUUGGCUUUUUCACGGAUAUCACAUGCCAUGGCUUCUGUGAGUAAACUCUAAUAGCCGGACACAGUUUGGCUCUCACUUGUAUGGUGGGGAACUUACGGACAUAAGGCUGUUUGACCGGGCGCACGGGAUGUUCAUCAGGGGCCAGCAGGGUCCCCUGCAAAGAUACUCUUCUGGCAAGGGCGUGUCAUUGUGUGAUGUCAGGGCGGGGUCUGUGUAUGUGGGCGGGCGCUCAGGGUGGCGAGGUGGUGUUGCACGGCUGUGUGCAAGCCCGUAUGCCUUCCAGUUUGUAUUGGCGUUGCCAGGAUUUCUGUCCGGAGACUCCUAGCGUGUGGGUGAACAGUGAAUUGUUAGUGUUGUUUGUAUACUGUUGAAUGCAACGAAUAAGGGUGUUCCCUUUUGAGAGAUUGUUGUCUGCAUUCCUUCCCAUCUUUUCUGUUUGGCGGUUUGUAAUUCAGUCAUAGUUUGUUUCAGUGACUUCAUUCUCACCUAAUGUUGUUACUCCUACAUAACUGUCUUCCAUGGUGUUAAGUUCUCAUACUUAUAUGAUGCAGAGGAGCAAGGCUAUUUUGACCUGUAGUUUACUGGAUCUGGAUUGAACUGGUUGGUGCUCCCAGGUUUUGCAAAUUUGAUGGGGAAGAAAUAUGUUGCUAUUGGUACAUUUCUCCCACAACCGGUCAUCAUGUUGUCAUCUAUUGGUGUGGGUGCAUCUGAUUGUGAAUUAAAAUCAAAUGACCUUUUAUACGGUGCGUUUAUGAUGGACGGGGGGUGAUCAACAAAGCCCACCCAUUUGCGUUGUGCCCAUGAUAGUUCGAGUGUUCCCAUUUUGACUAUUGAGGGAUUGCUGUCUGCAUUCCUUCCCAUCUUUCUGUUUGGCGGUUUGAAAUUUAGUCAUAGUUUGUUUCAGUGACUUCAUUCUCACUUAAUGUUGUUACUCCUACAUAACUGUCUUCCACGGUGUUAAGUUCUCAUACUUAUAUGAUGCCGAGGAGCAAGGCUAUUUUGACCUGUAGUUUACUGGAUCUGGAUUGAAUUGGUUGGUGCUCCCAGGUUUUGCAAAUUUGAUGGGGAAACGGUGCGUUUAUGAUGGACGAGGCGUGAUCAACAAAGCCCACCCAUUUGC